AUGGAGAGAAAGUUACUAGCAUUGGGAUGUCCGAAUAUCAGUAAUGUCUAUGGUAAGGUUAUGGUUUUGGUUGUUCGUCUAAUAUUGUAUUUAUGUUUUGAUUCGCUUUUUGAUACGAAGUUUUAUUUCAGAAGAUGUUGGACUACAAAAGUUAAUAUGUUAUUUGGAAGAAAAUGUGUUCAGGCAGUGUUACGGUAAAGGAAGAAACUUUGUUUACACUGAAGAUGUAACCGAAUUCAAUGAAAAAUUACCUAAAGUAAGUUCACGUCUUUUCAAAACGAAAUAUUGUUUUUCUAAUUAUAAAAAUGAUUAUAAUAUGUAACUUAAAUCAUAUUUCAGUACCUAGAAAGCCUGAAUUGUCCAUUAGAAGUGGUUAAUGGAAUAAAAGAAGAACUUGUAAACUGGAUCCUGGAUAUUGCCAUUGACAAAGCAUACGUAAUUGAAGGAGCUAAUACUGUAACAGCUUUGAAUUUGGAAACCAUCAAUAAUCAGAAGGGAAAAGUAAUGGAAAUGGAAAAUCAUUUGAAGGAAAGCAUUCAAUGCAAGUUUUUAAAACUUUUUUGACGGUUUAGGAGGCUUGGUUUGGCUGAACUUGUACAAGUAUUUCAGUCAAAAUACAGGCUAACUAGACGAACAGUUUACCACUUGCGCAAGGUUUUUGGGAUGAUUUAUAUUUAUUAUUGAAGUUUUCAGUGUCAUCUGGAGAAUUUCGUGAAAAAUUAAAAGACUUUUUGGUCUUUCUGGGGCUUUCAAAAGUGGAUCACAAAGAAAAUGGAGUUUUGUUGAAAACCAUUUUGAGCUACAUUGACGAGGCACUGAAGAAUGGCAAGAGACCGUUAGAGAAAUGUGUAAGUGUAAUAAACUUUUACUUUCAAAGGUUAUUUAAGUAAUUUAUUUAAUAAUUUUUUUUCCUUUUGAAACCUAAUGUGAAUGUUUUAGGACUACUUGAACCUGGAUGAUCUACCUGCCAUCAACGAUGAUAAAAGCUUGGAUCAUGCGUUUAAAAUCAUUAACUUGUUAAAUGUUAAUCAGUUCCGAGAACUGCAGACCAAAAUCAACGAAUUGAUUGUGAAUGUUCAGUCGAUUACAGCCGAUCCUAAAACGGAUCUUAAGCUGGGAAAAGUCGGUCGAUAAUUGUAAAUAAAGACGCUAAUACUUGGGUUGUCGUACUUUACUACCUUGUUACUGGUUAUUUGCCAGAAUUUACUUUAUUGCAUAACUUGUGUGCUUUUUUUGUUUAAUAGAACUUACAAUUGUGGCCACCUUGAGUUGUUGAAGCUUUGUGGUUAUAUUUCUUUAUUUUUUCAUCGGUGAGGUAAAGAUGUGAACUUCAAAAGACGUUCGUAAGAGACCCAACAUCUUGGUCACUGGGGCUCGAGGCACGGGCAAGAGCACGUUCGCUCCAAAAAUUGCAGAGAAAUGUGGACUAACAUUCAUGGACAUUAACAAAAUGAUUUUGGAAUUCAAACUACAUUCUGGAUACGACAACGACGGCAAAGACUUCAUUUUGGACAAGAGGCAGUUGCAAAACCAUUUAAAGGUAUGGUUUCUAUUUUAGUACUUUUUAAGUUUAGAAAAUUGUCUUUUGCCAGAUGUCGCUGACUUUCUAUUAAAUUUUCGACUGCCUAUUUAUAACUUUGCUGCUUAUUUUUUAAACCUAAAAACCUUUUAGGAAUACUUUGACGAAACUCACCGCGAAGGAGGUCUUGUGAUAAAUUACCAUGAAUUUGGUUUCUUACCAAAACGGUGGUUCGAUAUUGUGGUAGUGCUGAGAUGUGACUUUACCCAAUUGGACGAUCAACUCAAGACCCGAAACUACUCGGAGAAGAAGCUCAGGGAUACAUUGAAUGUGAAGUCUUUGGAACGAUCGCCUAUGACGCAGAAGUCACCUACCAAGAAUGUGGGGUAUAUGAACUAG
Bursaphelenchus okinawaensis is the source of this 1918-nucleotide messenger RNA. Lineage: Eukaryota; Metazoa; Nematoda; Chromadorea; Rhabditida; Aphelenchoididae. The record is from the annotation of a GenBank genome assembly.